AUGGCUUUCUCUCUCUCCACACCCACCAUAUCCACACUCCUCUUCACGCUCUCCCUCCUCCUCUCAUUUCUCACCACACCCGCCUCCUCCGCCACCUUCAACUGCUCCGCCACCACCACCACCACCACCACCACCACCACCACCUGCCAGUCCCUCAUCGACUACGUCCCCGAAAACGCCACAACCCUCAACGCCAUCAAAACCCUCUUCAACAUCUCCCACCUCCGCACCCUUCUCGGAGCCAAUAACCUCCCCCUCUCCACCCCCCCGACCCAAAACGUAACCGCCCUCCAAAAGAUCCUCAUCCCUUUCACGUGCCUCUGCUCCAACGGCACCGGCGUCUCCAACAAGCGCCCGCAGUACAUCGUGAAGCCCGGCGACGACCUCGACCACAUCGCCACGGUCGUGUUCUCGAGGCUCGUGAAGUACCAGGAAAUUGCAGCGGUGAAUAAAAUUCCCAACCCGAGUCUGAUUAAAAUCGGGCAGAAGCUGUGGAUCCCGCUGCCGUGCAGCUGCGACGAGGUGAACGGCGAGAGGGUGGUUCAUUAUGGACACGUGGUGGAAGCUGGGAGCUCGGUGGAGGCAAUCGCGACCGAGUACGGGACGGACCAGGAGACUCUGCUGAGGAUCAAUGGCAUUGCAGAUCCGAAGACCCUUCAGGCCAAUCAAGUCCUCGAUGUUCCUCUCAAAGCUUGUUCAUCUUCGGUAUCGAAUAACUCAUUAGAUGCCCCUUUACUUGUUUCCAACAACACCUACGUCUUCACCGCCAACAAUUGCGUGAAAUGCCAGUGUAGUUCUGCGAACAAUUGGACCUUGCAAUGUGAGCCAUCCACUGUGAAUUCAACUGGAUGCCCUGCGAUGCAAUGCCAGGGUUCGAGUCAGCUAUUUCUUGGCAACACCACGACUUCCGGUUGCGAUCAAACAACCUGUACCUAUGCUGGUUAUACUAACAAGACCAAUGUUCUUACAACCCUGACAACACAGUCCACUUGUGCAGCUCCUCCUCCUGAUAAUAACAACAACGCUUCAAGGAUGGGUUUGCAAGGCUCCAGUUGGAGCUUCCUUUUCGCGGCAAUUCACUUGGCGCUUCUUUUUCUUCAUGUUCUUCAGUGA
Molecule: messenger RNA, 1113 nt
Organism: Prunus armeniaca (apricot)
Lineage: Eukaryota; Viridiplantae; Streptophyta; Magnoliopsida; Rosales; Rosaceae
Source: the annotation of a GenBank genome assembly